ACACGGUGUCCUGUGCAGGUCUGAGCGACCACGAGAUCCUCUCGCAGUCCAUGAUCUUCAUCUUCGCCGGGUAUGAGACCACCAGCAGCACUCUGUCCUUCUUCUUCUACAAUCUGGCAACCAACCCGGAGGCCAUGAAGAAACUGCAGGAGGAGAUCGACCAGACCUUCGCUGAUAAGGCUCCGGUGGACUAUGAAGCCGUCAUGAACAUGGAGUAUCUGGACGCGGCGCUGCACGAGUCUCUGCGGCUGUUCCCCGUCGCUGGUCGACUCGAGCGGGUCUGUAAGAAAACGGUGGAUAUCAACGGCCUCCUCAUCCCUAAAGACAUGGUGGUGAUGAUCCCGACAUACGCGCUCCACAGAGACCCGGAUUACUGGAGCGACCCGGAGAGCUUCAAACCCGAGAGGUUCACUAAAGACAACAAUGAGUCGAUCGACCCCUACAUGUACAUGCCCUUCGGUCUGGGG
Messenger RNA from Sinocyclocheilus grahami, 467 nucleotides. Its product is annotated as cytochrome P450 3A56-like. Lineage: Eukaryota; Metazoa; Chordata; Actinopteri; Cypriniformes; Cyprinidae. Gene Ontology annotation, molecular function: oxidoreductase activity, acting on paired donors, with incorporation or reduction of molecular oxygen; steroid hydroxylase activity; iron ion binding. The annotation marks the transcript as partial. The transcript has 3 exons. The record is from RefSeq and is a predicted model, not a curated record.